Molecule: messenger RNA, 936 nt
Organism: Tetrahymena thermophila SB210
Lineage: Eukaryota; Ciliophora; Oligohymenophorea; Hymenostomatida; Tetrahymenidae
Product: ligand-effect modulator 3 LEM3 family protein
Exons: 6
Cellular component (GO): Golgi apparatus; plasma membrane; endoplasmic reticulum
Source: RefSeq, a predicted model, not a curated record
AUGACUGAUCAUAAUAAUACAUUUGGUGCUACUAUGAACAAAGCACUAAAGGAUGAUGGGGAUGAUUUUUUAAAUAUGGCGUUAAAAAAAUGGAAAUUCAACUCAAAGUAUAAAAGAAACCAAAUAAUAUUUAUUUGUUUGCUUGUAUUCUUCUUAACGUUUGGAUCAGUAUUUACAUAUUACUAUACAUAAAUACAGUAAAUAAAAGAAUAGUAUGACAAUCAAUGCUCACUAAAUACCCGCUGUUAGAUUUAAAUAGAUAUUACAUAAAAAAUGACUUAGCCUAUUUUUUUCUAUUAUGAGAUUGAUAAUUUCUAUCAAACAAACAGAAAGUUCUACUAAUCAAAAGAUACUCUUCAGCUAAAAGGUGAAGAUAGAACUAUUUCACAGCUAUCUUCAUGUGCUCCAUAUGUUACAAAUCAAGAUAUGGGGAAAACAUUAAGCUUUACAGGAUAAACUUUGAAUCCCUAAGAUCCUGCUAUUCCUUGUGGAUUAUUAUCAAAGCUUUAUUUUAAUGAUACAUAUUAACUUUAAAGUUAAAAUGGGACUCUUAUUUAAAUCGAUCAAUCAUAAAUAGCUUGGACUGUUGAUAUUGAUUAUAACUAUAAAUAAACAAGUGAUGCUCCACAAAAGGCCUGGGUAGAUGUGACAGAUGAGCAUUUUAUGGUAUGGAUGAGAACAUCAGGAAUGGGAACAUUUAAGAAAUUAUGGGGAAGAAUAAAAUAGGACUUGCCAGCUGGAGUAUAUAAGUUAACAAUAAACAACUAAUAUAAUACAUCUGAAUAUAACGGAUAGAAAUUCUUUAUAAUAACUACUUCUUCUCCCUUUGGUUAAAAAAAUAUUGUUCUAAUUGUUGCUUAUUUUUCAGGAGCUCUUAUUUGCAUCAUUUCAGUAGUUUCUUUGUAUUUUUUCAACAAGGCAAAGAAAGAUAAAUGA